AUGCACUCAUUUGUGAAACCUGAACCAGAUAUCGAAAUCAACUCACAAUAUUUACAUAAUGAUUCCUCGGUGGCCAUUUGUUCAAAUUCUUCUUCUGGAAACAGUCCAAAGACAGAAAAAAUGAAAAAUCAUGAGUCUAAGAGGAGAAACUCUACAAUUGUUGCUGAAAGAAAUAAUCUUAAUCAAUUGAAAAGUUUUUUGAUUAGUACUGAUCCCAUUCAGAUUCCACUAAAACCCGGAAUCAAUACCCCAGAGAAGGUUACAACAAAUUUUGUCAAAAGGGAACCCAAUAACGACUUAAAUAAACCUUCUAAAGAAAACAAAACUUCUGAGAAGCUUUCCCACUCAAGAAUUGAAAAGACGACGGCUACUUCAUCGUCGUCAUUAUCUUCCUCGCUAAAGAAACAUAGAAAGGAUGAGUCUCAACUUAAAAAAUCGAAAGAUCUAUUGACUCCUACGAGGGAAGAAACAUCUACUCAAUAUCAAGACCUGAAUAAAUGUGAUACCAUACCAAAAAACCCUCUUGCACUUAAAAAAUUGAAGAAUUUAUUGUUUGAUAUUAAUCCAAUAGACGACGAGGAAAUUUCCUCUCGCACUUCAGAUCUUUUAAAAGAGGUAUUCGAAGGCUUGGACGAUGAACAAGAUUUAUCGUUUUGUAAAGGACAAGUUGAUAGAUCGCUAGACGAAUGGAUCAACUAUGGUGAGGAAUUAAACAAUCGACAUCUCGAGUUGACAAAACAAUUAGUUCAACUCAGAAUCGAGUUAAGUUACAAAUUUAGAAUUAUAAUUGAAUUAAUUAAUGAUAAUUCCGAUUAUCUAAUGCAAAGUGAGAAAAGUUUAGACGAGAAAUUGGACAGGAUCAAGGUUAUUGGCAACGAUAUAUUGAACUUAUUAUAA
Maudiozyma barnettii is the source of this 897-nucleotide messenger RNA. RefSeq names its product Ecm11p (gene ECM11). The record is from RefSeq and is a predicted model, not a curated record. The transcript has a single exon. Lineage: Eukaryota; Fungi; Ascomycota; Saccharomycetes; Saccharomycetales; Saccharomycetaceae. Bases 1 to 897 code for a protein of 298 amino acids.